Messenger RNA from Loa loa (African eye worm), 672 nucleotides. RefSeq lists its product as hypothetical. The record is from RefSeq and is a predicted model, not a curated record. The transcript is spliced from 3 exons. NCBI's taxonomy places the organism in Eukaryota, Metazoa, Nematoda, Chromadorea, Rhabditida, Onchocercidae. The coding region runs from base 1 to 672 and encodes 223 amino acids.
AUGAAAAAAGUUCGGAAGCGUCCGCCAUUUAGAGUUGGUAAACCUCAUGAAGCAAUGCCAAUGGUCAAAAUAAAAUCAGCCAAAGAAGAAAAGAUGGAAAUAAAAUCGGCAGCAGCGGAUGAUCAAGAUAAGAAAGCAAAACUGGAUGACGAUGAAAAGAUGGAAAUGAAAUCCGCAACAAUGGAUGAUCGAGAUAAGUACGAGCUUAAAGACGAUGAUGAAAAAGAUGAAGUUGAGAUCGGAAUCGAAAAUAAGGAUAUCAACCAAGAAAGUAAGGAAAGCGCAGUAGAAACUCAAACAAAAGCUAGUACUACUGAAUCUGGCAUCAAAGCGACUGUUUGCAGUUCAGAGGAGACUGGUAUUCUGACGGGGACAGAAGAAAUGGUUGGUGCAGGAAAAGGUAGUGAAGAUAGUUCGGGAACCGGAAAUAUGGGUUACAUAGCUAGCAGACGAGGAGCUUGGGAAACUGAAAGUACAGGUGGUGGAGGGGGAAGGGGACAGAAAAAUGCUUAUUUCAUGCCGGGUCAAGGUUUUGAAGCUGGAGGUAGAGGUGGAGCCAUAGCAGCUAAAGCCGGACUGCGGCAGGAGGAGGCGGGGAACGAAGUGCCUAUUUCAUCCCCAGCCAAGGUUUUGGAACGGGAGGCACAACUGGAGCUGGAACUGGCACUGUAA